AUGGGCAACCUCGCCCCCAAGCUGUACCAGCUGCUCAAAGGGGAAUACGAGCUGCAGAAGGAUGUGAGGAAGAAACUCGAGUUCCUCGAUCAGGAGCUGGAAAGCGUCAAGCCUGCCCUUGACCAGGUGGCACAAGUGCCCUGGGAUCGGCAUCACGAGCAGGUCAAGGUCUGGGCUCGUCAAAUGAGGGAGGCAUCCUACGACAUAGAAGACCUGCUCGACACCUUCCUCGUGCGUGUCCAGGGUUCUGAGCCCGCUGACCAGAGCAAGCUCAAACGCGCCCUGAAGAAGUUGGGUGGCCUGUUCGGCAAAGCCAAGGCUCGCCAUGACAUUUCUAGUGCCAUCGAAGACAUCAAGAAGCAACUCCAGGAGGUGGCUGACCGGCGCGACAGGUGCAAAAUCAACGAGAUUGUGGCCAAACCUGCUGACACUUCGGCAAUUGAUCCUCGUCUUGAGGCUAUGUACAAAGAGGUGACUCAGCUCAUUGGUAUUGAUAAGUCAAGAGGUGAGCUCCUAUCAAUGCUUUCGUCGCCCCAGGGGAAUGAGGUGUCCCAUGAGAAGAUGAAGAUAGUUUCAGUUGUCGGAGUUGGAGGAUUGGGCAAGACAACUCUUGCCAAAGCAGUGUAUGAUGAGCUUAAAUCGCAAUUUGAUUGUGGGGCUUUUGUUCCGGUUGGUCGAAAUCCUGAUGUGAAGAAAGUCCUAAGAGACAUUCUUAUAGAUCUUGACAAGAAAGAAUUCAGGGAGCUGAAAUAUGAUAUAUUGGACGUAAGGCAGCUCAUCAACGAACUCAAAGAUUUCCUCCAAAGCAAGAGAUAUUUUAUUGUUAUCGACGAUGUAUGGGAGACGAGAGAUUGGAAGAAUAUAGGAUUGGCUUUGGUUGAGAAUGACAGAGGAAGUAUAGUAAUCAAAACUACACGUAAAUCAGAAGUUGCCACCGGUGUUAUUUACCAGCUACGACCACUCUCAGAUGAUGACUCCAAAAUGUUGUUAUUCACAAGGCUGUUUGAUAGUGGAGGUGAACGUCCUGCAAAUCUUCCUGCCGAAGCAUGUGAAAAGAUUAUGAAAAAAUGUGGUGGUGUACCAUUAGCUAUCAUCACAAUGGCUAGUAUGCUUGUGGGUAAAGAAACGGAAGACUGGCUUGCUGUGUGCAACUCUCCUGGUUUCUAUCGCGGUAAUGAUGGCCAGCAAGCACAUGAUACUGAGUGGAUAUUGUCUCUUAGCUACUAUGAUCUGCCUAUGCAUCUAAAGACUUGCUUAUUGUAUCUAAGUGUGUAUCCCGAAGACUAUUUCAUUCCGAAAGAUAGAUUGAUAUGGAAAUGGAUAGCUGAAGGUUUCGUGGAGAUGAAAACAGGAACCAGCUUGUUUCAGCGGGGGGAGGAAUACUUCAAUCAGCUCGUAAAUAGAAGCAUGAUCCAGGCAGUCAGGGAUGAGAAAGGAAGUGGGGACAUAUUUGCGUGCCAAGUUCAUGACAUGGUGCUCGAUCUCAUCCGUGGCUUGUCAUACGAAGAAAACUUUGUGACUAUCUCAAAUGAUGACAAAGUCACGUCACCUUCAGGAAACAAGGUGCGCAGAUUAGCUCACCAGAACAGAGUGAUGAAGCAAUUAACCCAGCAGGAAGAUGAUACGGGCAUAGCAAGAGUGAGGUCAUUGGUUGCCUGUAGGUGUGAUAUUGGAAGUUGGGUCUUGCAUCCAAGCUUCAAACUCUUGCGUGUGCUAGCUUUAGAGCGAUGCGACUGUGAAAAAGGCUGGCAGGGUCUUAAGCACCUUGGAGAUCUACUUCAUUUGAGGUACCUUGGGCUACAUGGUAUAAAUGGUAUUUAUGAGCUCCCGGAAGAAAUAGGAAAGCUCAAGUUUCUACAGAUACUUGACUUGGAAUGGGUUAUGGACAUACGGGUACUGCCAUCUGGUGUUUGCCAGUUAACGCAGCUGGUCUGCCUACGUGUUGGCUUCCGUACGUGCGCGCCGGAUGGGUUGCUGAAGAAGGUGACGUCAUUGGAGGAGCUGCAUAUAUGUAUCGACAACCUGAAUGACGAGUCCAAGCGGCAAUUUGUGAAGGCCCUCGGCAACCUGAGCGAACUCAGAGUGCUUCGCAUUUAUGGAAUUUUGGAAGGGACGGUGCAGUCGGAUCUAGCGCAGUCGCUAGGGAAUCUCCACAAGCUCCAGCAUCUAUCACUAGGGUAUGAUUAUAGAGUCCCAGGGGAGGAGUGGGACAGGGUGGUACAAAGUAUGUUCCGUCGGCUGCCAUCAUGGAUUAGCCCUGCGUGUCUCCCCAGCCUCUGCCACUUGGACUUGGUUGUGGAAGAUAUAGACGAGGCCGGUCUGCGAGCCGUGGGCGGGUUGCCACAGCUCCGUCGGCUCGAUCUUCAAGCAACUGUUGCGACGUCCGGUUCCACAGCAACUGUUGUUAUUGCCGGCGAUGGCUUCUUCCAGAAGUUGCGAAGUUGCAGUUUCGGGGGCUGGAUGGUGCAGUUUGUGGUCAACGAGGACUCGGCUUGUGUUUCAUUUAGCCUCUGGAAUGGAAAGCAGCAGGGUGCUCUGGCGGCCUUUGGUUCCAGCACAGAGGACGAGUCCUCCAGCAGAUCAGUCCCACCAACCGUGAUGCCAAAUCUCCAACACCUCGAGUUUCAGGUUCCCGUCAGGGCCCUAUACAAGGAUGGGAACGGUAGCUGCCGCAGCCUGGGGUUGCGCUGCCUCCCUUCACUUCGCAACGUCAGCGUAGUUGUCGACUGUGAGGGUGCCUCUCCUGAUGAGGUGGAGAAAGCAGAGGCUGAGCUGAGGCACGCAGCACAACUCCAUCCCAACAGCCUCAUACCUCGUCUCCUAAAAGUGAAUUAUGAUGAAAUGAUACGACACUCAACGGUCCAAGGAUGGUGA
This is a messenger RNA of Panicum virgatum (switchgrass), 2874 nucleotides long. RefSeq names its product disease resistance protein RGA5-like. The transcript is spliced from 3 exons. NCBI's taxonomy places the organism in Eukaryota, Viridiplantae, Streptophyta, Magnoliopsida, Poales, Poaceae. The record is from RefSeq and is a predicted model, not a curated record. Gene Ontology annotation, molecular function: ADP binding. Bases 1 to 2874 code for a protein of 957 amino acids. Gene Ontology annotation, biological process: defense response to other organism.